CCAAGAUGGCUGCCCACGAAUUGGAUGUGUAGAGCCUAACAGAUAUCACCGAAAUACAAAAAGCCUACGCUCAAAUUCACCUUCACGAGCAAAAACUUAACAAUGAACUGGAUGCUAUACUGGAAAACCAACCAAGGCUUGAUGCAAAACUGAACACACUUCAGAAUGUUAUCUCCUGUCUGUUUGGAUGGAUUUUCAAUUGAAAGUCCAAAUCUACAGUUGGUAAUGAGAGAUGCCCAACAUCUACACACCAUGAUUUCUAAUACAUCAGAUUUGGCUGAAAAAGUCAGCAGUAAAGUGCGACUACUCGAUCUUGUCAAGAAUCGUGUCCAAGAAACAAUAAAACGGGUGGAUGACAUCCUUGAUUUAAAGGCUUGCGUAGAUGGUGUGCAAACAGCUCUAAAUACAGAGCACUUUGAGCAGGCUGCAGCACAUAUUCACAGAUAUCUUAACUUGGAUGAACAGGUUCUCAAAGAUAUUGCAGGAGACUCCAAAAAAGGUUCUGACUUAGCAGGAGCCUUUGAGUUGCUUCACGAAGCAGAGACAAAACUUAAAAGAAUAGUAAAUGAUAAGUUUGAGGCUGCUAUACAGAAUGGUGAUAGGGGCUCUGUAGAAAGGUUUUUCAAAAUUUUUCCUCUACUGGGUCAACAUCAAGUUGGACUUGAAAAGUAUGCAAGAUAUUUGUGCACACAGAUUGCUGCCCAGUGCCAAAAGAAUUUGGACAAUGCUGUGGCUGUCAAAGAUUCAGAUCGUCAUGUCAAUGUUGUGUUUGCAAAUACUCUCACUUUACUGUUUGAGAACAUUGCACGUAUGGUGGAAGAACAUCAGCCAUUUGUAGAGACUUAUUAUGGUCCUGGAAAAAUGUUUAUUUUGCUGCAGGCUAUGCAGGCUGAGUGUGACAAGCAAGUUAAUCAAGUUGUGGACCAGUUUAUAAAAAAGAGACAGUUCACAGAAAAGUUCAAAUCUGUUCAAGGUAGUCAAACCUUCAGAGGUUCUUCUGCUAACCUUGAUAGGUAUGACCCAAGAGAGCUUGAUGUUGUCCUGCGCGAAGUUGUUGUGAUGAAUGCUAGAGCUGAGAUGUAUUUACAGUUCUUGGAGAAAAGGAUUGCAGAUGACAUGGCAAAUGUUCCCGACAAAGAAAAAUCAGAAGAAUUAUCAGGAAUUCAAGAAAAAGUCAUUGCCAAUUGUGAACUCAACAGAAGAAUGCAGGAGCUGAUAGGAAACUACAUUUACAUGGAAGAGUACUUUAUGAGAGAAACGGUGAUGAAGGCUGUCAAGAUGGACAUCACAGAGGGUGGUGAUGAUGAAGCUGUUACCUCCAGCAUGGUGGAUGAUGUCUUCUUUAUCAUACAAAAGGCUGUCAGACGAGCGUUGUCCAGCUCCAGUGUGGAUGGAACGUGUGCAAUGUUGAAUCAUGCAUGUGCUCUUCUGUCAUCUGAUUACCGUGAUGUGCUAACUGCCGUAUUGAAAGGGGGUUUUCCAUUCGGAAGGCAACAACAUUCAAAAGCUGAAGAAAGAUCUUGAGAUCGAAUGUGACAGGAACUUGGCUUUUGGAGAUGCUGCUAAACUGAAAUUAGAGAGCUGUCUUUCAGACUUGAUGAACACAUCAAAUAUUUUCAAGGAUUUACUUCAAGGUGGAAUAUAUCAGUUGUGUUCCACUGCUGUUAUACCGAGGUUAAAACCACUUAUUGAUGGAUUCAAUUCAACAAGCCAUAACAUAUCUGAGGAAGAAUUUGCUUUCUAUGAAGUGAAUGAUCCAUUUGUUCAGAAUUUCAUCACAAGUUUAGACUCAAUCUUAACAUCUUUUAAGGGUCCACUGACACCUUCCAACUAUGACUCUUUAGUAAGCAUGGCAGCCACUGAAAUAACAACUCAACUGGAAACGUCGGUCAUGAAAGCAAGUUUUAACAGACUGGGUGGCCUUCAGUUUGAUAAGGAACUACGUUCAUUGGUUGGUUACCUGACAGCUGUCACUCAGUGGACAAUACGAGACAAGUUUGCCAGACUCACACAGAUUGCCACUGUCCUCAAUUUGGAGAAGGUGGGCGAGAUAAUGGAUUACUGGGGUCCAAACUCAGGACCAAUGACGUGGAGACUUACUCCCACAGAAGUCAGACAAGUGUUGUCAUUAAGCCGCCUUGCAUGCACGUUUGGUUGUGAACGGCCAUAAUCAACCGCCUCCUGGUUAGCUCAAUUGGUUAGAGCGCCGGAUUGUGUUGUGCGGGAGGUCGAGGGUUCGAGCCCCGG
Messenger RNA from Stylophora pistillata, 2247 nucleotides. Its product is annotated as conserved oligomeric Golgi complex subunit 4. Gene Ontology annotation, biological process: Golgi organization; retrograde vesicle-mediated transport, Golgi to endoplasmic reticulum. Gene Ontology annotation, cellular component: COG complex. Lineage: Eukaryota; Metazoa; Cnidaria; Anthozoa; Scleractinia; Pocilloporidae. The record is from RefSeq and is a predicted model, not a curated record.